GAGACAAGAUGAGAGGGGGAUAGAGCACGAGUUGUUGUCCCAAGGUAUAAGGGGCACCAAACCCUUAUAUCCUGAGACGUGGUCCGCCGGUCCCUGGCGAAAAAAAAUGUAUUUAAUGUAACAUCUUUUCAGCAAUAUCUUCAUUCAUCGGAUUGCGGCUUCAAGUUGUUUACCGGUCAUCAUUUCUUCAUCAUGCUGAGGUUCUUCGUACUCGCCUGCGCUUUGGGCGCCAUCCAGGGAGGGAUCUUUGAUCCACCAAAGGACGAAACGUGUGGUAAACCAGCAAUUACUCCACUAGAUAUGUCAACUUUUAUCGUUGGAGGGCACGAAGCCAAGCCUAACAGUUGGCCUUGGAUGACACAAGUGAUCAAGUACACCUAUACUUAUAAAGACUGGUACCAUUACUGUGGAGCGACCCUUCUUAAUGAAAAUUGGAUCGUUUCUGCAGCUCAUUGUUUUGAUGACAAUGACAUGCAACUAUGGGACUACCUAUUUUAUGUGGGAGCUCACGAGAGAAAAGGAUGGGGGGAAAGCACUCGCCAGAUGCUCGAAGCAGAAGAGAUCAUUCUGCAUCCAGGUUACCAUCCUUUUGGUGAUCACGAUCAUGACAUAGCCCUUAUAAAGAUCAAGGGUAGUGUCCAAAUGAAUGAUUACGUCUCGCCAGCCUGCAUUGCUUCAGAUAGGCCGGCUGAUGGUAAAGAUUCGUAUGUUACUGGCUGGGGACAUCUAGAAUCUGACGGGGAUUCUCCGGAUGUUCUCCACCAGGUUAUGGUACCCAUUGUCAGUGAUACUGAUUGUAAGCGGGCUUAUGGCGGUAUCACCUACAAUCCCGAUUAUAUGAUUUGUGCUGGCCUAUACGAAGGGGGCAAAGAUUCCUGCCAGGGUGACAGCGGUGGACCAUUGGUGGUUAAAAAUUCAGACGGUCAAUGGGAACUUGCUGGAGUCGUGAGCUUUGGCCACGGUUGUGCCAAGGAACGUUACUAUGGGGUCUACACCAACGUGGCCUACUACUACGACUGGAUUCAGAGUUACAUUAACUGAACCUUCGUAUGAGACAGAAAACAUAUCACAGUUCCUCCAAGAUUGAGUGUAAUCAACGAACGUAGAGGGCAAUGCAAAGUGUUGACGCCCUCUACGCUCGUGAGUUGUAAUCUAUGAUGACAUAAUAAAAUCCAAAACGUUUGAUACUGUGUUCUGAUCGUCUAAGAAACAAGCAUACAUAAUCAAAAUAUAAGUUCCUGGUUGUCAGUUUCAUUCAAUUCUAUUCACAGUCUAUGAGUAUUAUAACAAUAAGCCAAGUAACUAAAUAAGACAUCUGAAACAGAGUACCUUCUCAUGAAAGUUUUCAGCACUACCAAAUAGUCAUCGUCUGAUAGUUAGCAUUGUAAAACCAAAAAGAGCAAAGCGCUUCUCUGUACACAUAGUUUGCUAAGCAAACCCUUCAUUCGAGGAAAGUGGUCUAAAUAUUCAGCAGAAAUAGAAUGUUUUCUUAUUGAUUCUUUCAAUAAGGGACUGUAUCCUGGAAAAUGCAAGAGAGAAGGGGAAAGAUGAAAGUGUAUGCCCUGAAACAGUAGGUGUGGAAGAUAUAAAAUUAUCAUUAAAAAGUGUUUUAACCAAGGGCCGGAGGAGUGGAUAACAUCCACAACAUGAGAACUGUGUGUGCAGGGGUAUAGACGCGUGGAACAUGAAUAGAGUGU
Molecule: messenger RNA, 1697 nt
Organism: Lytechinus variegatus (green sea urchin)
Lineage: Eukaryota; Metazoa; Echinodermata; Echinoidea; Temnopleuroida; Toxopneustidae
Product: trypsin-1-like
Exons: 5
Coding region: 193-1041 (282 amino acids)
Biological process (GO): proteolysis
Molecular function (GO): serine-type endopeptidase activity
Source: RefSeq, a predicted model, not a curated record